ACUCCCCAUUAAUCCCCACUCAAAUCCACCUUUAAUUACCAGCCACAUUCAAAAAUCAAUACCUCCUUAAUUAAAUCUAAAUCAUAUUAUAUCUAAUCUAAUCAACCCAUUUUUUAUUUUCCUAUUCAUAUUCCAAUAUCACACCCUUCCAAAUCUGGCUUAUUUCCUCAUUUAAUUUUAUUCAUAAAUGACAACUCCUUUUACCAGAAAUCCUAUAAAUGCCAACCCAUUUCUCAAUUCUUACCCCCAUUUUAAACCCCACCAAAUUAACAACAACAAUAAUUACAAGAAAAUACUCUUUCUCCUUCUUUCAAUGGCUUUCUCUCUUUUCUUCCUCCUCUUUCUUUCUCUCUCCUCCCUCUCCUCCGCCCACCGCCACCCCAAGAAUCCCCGUGUUCAAUUCUCCGACAUUCAACCUUCAAUCCGCCAGGCUUGCCGGGCGACCCGUUUUCCUGAUGCGUGUCAAUCCAUGUUAGCGGGUCGGGCUUCGAAGGAUCCGACCCCGGCUGGGAUAAUUCAGUUGGCGUUUCAGGUCUCGACCCAGAAUCUUAAAACGGGUCAGGCUAUGGUCCAGGAGAUUCUAGACGCUUCGGCUCAUAAUCCUAACCGCUCACGUGCCGCCCAAACGUGUCUUGAGGUUUUGGGGAAUUCUCAGGCUCGGAGUUCUGCCGCGGAGGAUGCUUUGGCACGUGGGAAGCUUAAGGACGCACGUGCAUUGGGUAGCGCUGCGCUUUCUUAUCAGUAUGACUGUUGGUCAGGUCUGAAGUACGUCAAUGAUUCAGCCGCAGUGAACGGGACGAUGUCGUUUUUCGAUACCGUCUUGAUCACAUCAACCAGCAACGCGCUCAGCAUGCUGCGUGCGCUGGACGCGCUAGGGCCUGAUCUGGCCUCAUGGACCCCACCUCGUACUGAGCGGGACGGGUUCUGGGAGCCUGUUGUGUCGGGGUCGGAGUCAGUAACUCUGAAGUUUGGGUCGUUGUCGAGUUCUUUUAAGGAGGCGGAUGCAACGGUGUGUGCUGGAGGAGGGUGUAAGUACGAGAAGUUGCAGGACGCGGUGGAUGGGGCGCCGGAGAAUUUGGAUGGAGGGAAGAAGUAUGUGAUCAAGAUAAAGGAAGGUGUUUAUGAUGAGAUAGUGAGGGUGCCUUUUAAUAAAAAGAAUUUGGUGUUUUUGGGGGAUGGCAUGGGUAAAACUGUCAUUACUGGUUCUUUGAGCACUGGGAUACAGGGGAUCACCACCUAUAAUACUGCUACUGUCGGUGUUCUUGGUGAUGGAUUCAUGGCCAGUGGUCUUACUAUUCAAAAUACGGCAGGACCAGAUGCUCACCAAGCUGUAGCCUUCCGUUCAGACAGUGACUUCUCUUACGUUGAAAACUGUGAAUUCCUUGGUAACCAGGACACCAUCUAUGUCCAUUCCCUCCGACAGCUCUUCAAAUCAUGUCGAAUUGAAGGAAAUGUCGACUUUAUCUUUGGCAAUGCAGCUGCCAUCUUCCAGGACUGCACCAUUCUAGUCCGUCCUCGCCAACUUAAACCUGCGAGUGGUGAGACCAAUGCUAUAUCUGCCCAUGGAAGAACAGACCCAGCCCAAACCACAGGGUUUGCCUUUCAGGGUUGCCACAUUAAUGGAACAGAGGAGUACAUGAAACUUUACAACAGUAAGCCUAGCAAGCACAAGAAUUACUUAGGGAGGCCAUGGAAGAUGUAUUCUCGGACAGUUUACAUCAACAGCAACAUGGAAGCUCUCAUCACCCCUGCUGGCUGGCUUCCAUGGUCUGGAGAUUUUGCAUUGUCUACUCUCUACUAUGGGGAGGUUGGAAAUACCGGUCCCGGUGCUGGUUUGUCUAACAGAGUUCCUUGGAGUAGACAAAUUCCUGCCGAACACAUCUUCACCUUUUCUGUACAGAAUUUUCUACAAGGUGAUGAAUGGAUCACAACAGCUUCUUGAUUUUGGGGUGCUUUAAAAUUGUUAUUAUUGGAAUAUAUUUGUUGUAGAAUAGAGAAUGUAAUUUCAUCUUACCCUCAUUGUUUGAAGGAUGAAAAUAUCACAGAUUUUGGUUAGACUAGUCCUUUAGCUUGCGGCAUUACUCUAGAGUCUAAGUAUCUCUGCCUGUGUACAUAUAUUUUACAAUGGGAAAAGAAAUAAGAAAAAAAUUUAUACCACCUC
Messenger RNA from Chenopodium quinoa (quinoa), 2161 nucleotides. Its product is annotated as probable pectinesterase/pectinesterase inhibitor 51. The record is from RefSeq and is a predicted model, not a curated record. NCBI's taxonomy places the organism in Eukaryota, Viridiplantae, Streptophyta, Magnoliopsida, Caryophyllales, Amaranthaceae. Bases 188 to 1942 code for a protein of 584 amino acids. The transcript is spliced from 3 exons. Gene Ontology annotation, biological process: cell wall modification. Gene Ontology annotation, molecular function: pectinesterase activity; pectinesterase inhibitor activity.